AAAGCAUGCCAAUGAACUUUAAUCUAGAAAAGACAAUUGUCAUUGACUUAAAGUGGAGUAAUCUUGUGAAAGUAUGGGAGCAAAGCCAGUUGCUGGAAGGGUUGAAAAGUCUCAAUCUCAGUCAUUCUCAUCACUUGACAGAAACACCUGACUUUUCAAAGGCACCGUACCUUGAAAAGUUAAUACUCAAAGACUGUCCAAGUUUGUCCAUAAUUCACCCUUCCAUUGGUGAUCUUAAACAUAUUGUUUUGUUAAAUUUAAAGGAUUGCAAAAGCCUCAAACACCUCCCAGGCAGUGUAUAUAACUUGAAAUCCUUGAAGACCCUUUAUCUUUGUGGUUGUUCAAAGAUUGAAAAGUUAGAAGAAGACAUUGGGCAAAUGGAAUCUUUGACAAUUCUAGAUGCAAAUCAAACUGCUAUAGCACAAGUGCCAUUCUCAUUAGUAAGAUUGAAAAGCAUCAAAUAUGUGUCUUUGUGUGGUUAUGAAGGAGUCUGUCGCGAUGGGCCUAUCACAUUCCUCAUUUUCAAGAAGAUGUGA
Molecule: messenger RNA, 536 nt
Organism: Neltuma alba
Lineage: Eukaryota; Viridiplantae; Streptophyta; Magnoliopsida; Fabales; Fabaceae
Product: protein SUPPRESSOR OF npr1-1, CONSTITUTIVE 1-like
Exons: 3
Coding region: 6-536 (176 amino acids)
Biological process (GO): defense response
Source: RefSeq, a predicted model, not a curated record